UUUUUUUGUCUUUCCCAAGAUACCACUAUAUGGGAAACCACUGCGUUCGCUCUUUUAUAAAAACCCACCUCCCAAAUCCUAACCCGUCCCCCAGACACGAGUCCUCCGCCGUAUUCCGUCAUCUUUACUCUCUCUCUCUCUCUCGGGCAAUUAAUCAAACAUAAAACCUGCAUAUCUCAUCUUCUUCACUCUUUCUGCGGCAAUUAAUCGAGCAGAAAAUCUGCAUAUCUUAGAGCCAUGCGGAUGAGUUGCAAUGGAUGCCGAGUCCUCCGGAAAGGUUGCAACCAAGCCUGCUCCAUCAGACCCUGCCUUGAAUGGAUCGAAACCCCUGAAGCCCAAGCCAACGCCACCGUCUUCCUCGCCAAGUUCUACGGCCGCGCCGGCCUUCUCAACCUCCUCAAUGCCGGUCCUCAACACCUCCGUCCUGCAAUAUUUAGAUCUUUGCUUUACGAAGCUUGUGGGCGCAUCGUGAAUCCGAUAUACGGCUCGGCUGGCUUGUUAUGGUCUGGAAACUGGCAGCUCUGCCACGCCGCCGUUGAAGCCGUUCUAAAAGGUGCACCGAUCGUCCAAGUUUCCUCCGACUCGGCUGUGAGCUCCAUGAGUCCACCUCUCAAAGCAUGCGAUAUUCGCCACGUGUCAAGGGAUGAGAACACGGCUGGGUCGUCACGUGAUUUACACGUGGUUAAGAGUCGAGGCCGGUUCAAGCGAGCUUCAAAGCCGAAUCCGAAGGUGGGUUCAGAUGUUGAUGAUGCGGCUCGGGUCAUGUGGAGCUGGAGCCAUAAAGAUGGGUUGUUGGAUGGGGGUUCGGCGAGUCAUAACUCGGGGGUGGUGAGUCAGCUGGCUGAGCCACCGAGUCGGGGAGUGGAGAGCGGCGAGGCUGACAGCUCCUCCGUGGAGACGGUGGAGCCGUCGUUGGCGAACAUUGAGGAGCGAGCUGAUGUUGAGUUGGAGCUGACUCUCGGCUUCGAGUCGGUUGUGAGGGCAAGGAAAGUAGAAGCCGGAAAGGCAGGGUAAGAUAUCGACGGUGGUGAUGGCGCCAUGUGUAAGGCGAAAGUGGCUAGAUUAUCCUGCAUGAAAAUUAGCCACAUCUGAUAAAAGCUAGUCCUUUGAUGAACCUGUUUUUGCGGCUCGGAUUCAACCAAAUGUCAAGGAGUUGUUUUUAGUUCUUUGGUUUUAUUUAUAUAUAUUUUUUAAUUUAAAUUGCUUGGCUGUACACAUUUCCGA
Messenger RNA from Ilex paraguariensis (yerba mate), 1224 nucleotides. The record is from the annotation of a GenBank genome assembly. NCBI's taxonomy places the organism in Eukaryota, Viridiplantae, Streptophyta, Magnoliopsida, Aquifoliales, Aquifoliaceae.